AUGCCUUCGUAUAGAUUAGUGACUCCCCAGAAGUGUGGUCUCGUGGGGACCACUAAAGUGCUUUUUGCGCUGGCAGGUGUCGAAUAUGAACUGGUGAAACUGAGUGCGGAGGAGAUGCAGAAAGAAAAAGGACGUAUGCCAUUUGGACAGCUGCCAAUUUUAGAAUUUGAUGGGAAAACCAUAGCUCAAAGCAGGGCAGUAGCACGAUAUGUGGCUAAGGAGUACGGAUUAUAUGGAAAAGAUAAUUAUGAUCAGGCAAGAGCUGAUAUGAUUGUUGAUCAAAUUUAUGAUGUUGUUGAAAGAGUGAAAGUUUGGGCUAAAGAACAAGAUCCAGAUAAAAAGGCUGGUUUUGCUGAUGCCACGUUUCUGUCCAUUUCUCAACGAUGGAAAUUAAUAAAUCCCAAUUGUCUUGAUGGGUAUCCAAAGCUCACUGCUCUGAAUUCAAGACUUCUGUCGCUACCCAAAGUUGCAGAAUAUCUUAAAGCCUAA
This is a messenger RNA of Saccoglossus kowalevskii, 489 nucleotides long. RefSeq names its product S-crystallin SL11-like. The record is from RefSeq and is a predicted model, not a curated record. Gene Ontology annotation, biological process: glutathione metabolic process. NCBI's taxonomy places the organism in Eukaryota, Metazoa, Hemichordata, Enteropneusta, Harrimaniidae. Gene Ontology annotation, molecular function: glutathione transferase activity.